ACCAAGACACCUGAAGAUGGUGGAUGCCAUUGUAUCAUUUGCUGUUCAAAAACUGGGCGAUUUCCUCAUACAAGAAGUUGCCCUGUUCAGAAGUCUGAGAGAGGAUGUGCAGUGGCUGAGAAAUGAGCUGCUCUUCAUGCAAUCUUUCCUCAGAGAUGCAGAACAAAAGCAAGUUGAAGAUAAAAGAGUUCAACAAUGGGUAUUUGAAAUCAACUCUAUUGCUAAUGACGCUGUCGCUAUACUGGAGACUUACAUCUCCGUGGCAGAAGAAUCCGAUGACCAUGGAUUUGCUAGUCGUCUUAAGACUUGCGCUUGCAUAUGUAGGAAGGAGACCAAAUUCUACAACAUCAGCAAGGAGAUCCAAUCCCUCAAGCAGCGGGUCAUAGAUAUCUCUCGCAAACGGGAGACGUAUGGUAUUAGAGACAUCAACAAUGCAGGAGAAGGGCCAAGUAAUCAGUCCGCCAUGGUUAGAACAUUGAGGAGAACUACCUCCUAUAUAGAUGACGAUCAUAUUUUUGUUGGCUUUAGGGAUGUUGUAGAAAGCUUGCUAGCUGAACUUCUCAAAGCAGAGCCUCGCCGAAGCGUCAUCUCCAUUUAUGGUAUGGGUGGUUUAGGCAAGACUACUCUUGCAAGAAACCUCUACAACUCUCCUACUGUAGUCUCUAGCUUCCAAACACGCACUUGGAUAUGUGUUUCUCAAGAGUACAACACCAAGGAUCUCCUUAGGAAUGUCAUAAAAUCCAUCCAAGGUCGCACAAAGGAAAGUCUGGAUUUGUUGGAAAAAAUGACAGAGACGGAUCUAGAAAUUCACCUUCAGGACCUAUUGGAAGAACGCAAAUACCUUGUGGUGGUUGAUGAUGUAUGGCAGAGAGAGGCAUGGGAAAGUUUGAAAAGAGCCUUCCCAAAUAGCAAGAAAGGAAGCAGGGUGAUUAUUACUACACGCAAAGAGGAUGUUGCUAAAAGAGCAGAUAACAGAGGUUUUGUACAUAAACUUCGUUUCCUUAGCAAAAAAGAGAGUUGGAAGCUCUUUUGCAGGAAAUUACUUGAUGUUCAGGCAAUGGUCCCAGCAAUGGAAGAGUUAGCUAAAGAUAUGGUGAUCAAGUGUGGAGGCUUACCUCUUGCAAUUGUUGUAUUAAGCGGGCUACUUUCUCAUAAAAGGGGGCGAGAAGAAUGGCAAAAGGUGAAGGACCACCUUUGGCAGCAUAUGAAAGAUGACUCUAUUGAAAUCUCCUAUAUACUCUCAUUGAGCUACAACGAUUUGUCAACUUCACUCAAGCAGUGUUUUCUUUACUUUGGUAUUUUUCCAGAAGAUAGUAUGGUCGGUGUUGAAAAGAUAAUGUGGUUGUGGAUGGCCGAAGGAUUCAUACCAAGAGGAGAAGAAAGAAUGGAGGAUGUUGCUGAAUGCUUCCUAAAUGAGCUUAUAAGACGAAGCUUGAUUCAAGUCGUCGAUACAUUUUGGGAAAAAGUUAUUAAAUGCAAGAUCCAUGAUCUAGUUCGGGAUCUUGCCGUGCAAAAGGCAUUGGAGGUGAACUUUUUUGACAUUUAUGAUCGAAGAAAGCACUCCAUAUCCUCCUUAUCUCUCAGACAUGUCAUUCAUGGUCAAGCACAAAGGUAUCUCUCACUUGAUUUCUCCAACUUGAAAUUAAGGUCAAUUAUGUUUCUAGAUCGAGAUUUUGGUAAGCUGGAUCUUUUAAAGUUCCGUAAUGUGUUCCAACAUUUAUAUGUGUUGAACUUGGAUCUGACAAUUUGUCAUGGCACUAAACUGCCUGAUGCCAUAGGAAGUUUGUACCACCUCAAGUUCUUAAGCUUGAUAGGUCCCGAUCAGAUUAAUCUCCCCUCCUCCAUUAGCAAUCUCAAGAAUUUACAGACACUCAUCAAUCUCUUUGAUGAUGGAAGUGGUUCAAAAGCCUACGGCUCACUACCUCCUGAGACAUCUAACCUAAUUAAGCUGAGACAUUUAAUUGCUUUCUAUUCACAACCUCUGCAACUUAGCAAACUCACUAGUCUUCAAGUUCUUAAAUACAUUUGUUGUGAUCAGUGGAAGGAUUUUGACCCUGUUGGUUUAGUCAAUCUUGGAGAAUUAGACAUGCGUAAUAUUAAGAAAUCUUACUCCUUAAAUAACAUUAGCAGUUUGAAAAACCUUAGCACUCUCAUAUUGGGUUGUGCAAGUGGUGAAUCAUUCCCAGCCCUUGAAUAUCUUACUUCUUGUCAAAACCUCCGCGAAUUGUGGUUAGAUGGAAGAAUAGAAAAGCUGUCUCAAUUCCCAAGUUCCAUCACAAUGGUGGUCCUUUUGUAUUCGAAACUCAUAGAAGAUCCGAUGCCUAUGCUGGGAAUGUUGCCAAACCUAAGGAAUCUCGAUAUAGUAGAAGCUUAUGAAGGAAAAGAAAUAACUUGCAAAGGUAACAGCUUCAGUCAACUGGAGUUCCUCCGUCUUGAUAGUCUAUGGAACCUAGAAAGAUGGCAUUUAGCCACAAAUGCUAUGCCUCUGAUUAAAGGCUUUGGUAUCCAUGAUUGUCCAAAGCUGAAGGAGAUUCCCAAGAGAAUGAAAGAAGUUGCUUUCCUGGAUAGGUUGAAGCCAAUUCCUGUUGAGUUUUGGAUUUAGGCGAAACAGGAGAAGCAGCUGUUAAGGAAAAAUAAAAAGGCAGAUGCGGACUUGAUACAACGGUUAUAAAAAAGGAAGGUAAAAAAAAAAAGGAAGACGCGGAAUUUCUGCCAAGCACUUUGAGACAUUCGCAGUUGGAUUUUAGAAGUACUAAUCAUAGUUGUCUACCACUUUACAGAGUAUUUCAGCGAUGUCAGUUAGAGCUUUUUUUUGAUUUCUUACUCAAUGUCCGGUACCCGCAUUGGGGCUCCACUAAAUUUGGAUUCACGCCGAGAUGUCCCAUAGUGAGGGUAAAGCACUCUCUAACAAAGGCGACUCCAUACCGAGGGCUCAAACCCGAGACCUCUGGUUAAGGAUGAAGGAGUAGUUACCACUACACCACAACCCUUGUUAGUUUGUCAAUUAGAGCUUAUCUCAACUUCUCUGUUUAGUUUCUUUUGAGUGUUUGAAUAUGGUUUGAAGACAAUUGUUUUUGGGAUUGUACCCGAAAAACUA
Nicotiana attenuata is the source of this 3097-nucleotide messenger RNA. RefSeq names its product disease resistance protein RPP13-like. The transcript is spliced from 2 exons. Gene Ontology annotation, molecular function: ADP binding. Gene Ontology annotation, biological process: defense response to other organism. Bases 17 to 2602 code for a protein of 861 amino acids. The record is from RefSeq and is a predicted model, not a curated record. Lineage: Eukaryota; Viridiplantae; Streptophyta; Magnoliopsida; Solanales; Solanaceae.